Molecule: messenger RNA, 5380 nt
Organism: Micropterus dolomieu (smallmouth bass)
Lineage: Eukaryota; Metazoa; Chordata; Actinopteri; Centrarchiformes; Centrarchidae
Gene: slc9a6a
Product: solute carrier family 9 member A6a
Exons: 16
Coding region: 126-2204 (692 amino acids)
Biological process (GO): sodium ion transport; regulation of pH; proton transmembrane transport
Cellular component (GO): recycling endosome; membrane
Molecular function (GO): sodium:proton antiporter activity
Source: RefSeq, a predicted model, not a curated record
UGAUUCGUCUGUUGCCGUCGUCGUUCUACUCUCACCUCCUCCCCCUCCAGUUCGUGAAUAAAAUUUGCGGAAAGUUUGCUUUUAUCUACGACCACACUGCAGCAUUUGAAGGCCGACCAGCUGAAAUGGUGUUUAAAGUGACUGUCAACAAUGCCUGGAGGGCAACGAGGACGCUGUGGCUGCUCGUCCUAGUGAGUCUGUCCGUAUGCAUCUGUGUUUGCCGAGCAUCAUCACCUCAGGAAGACAGUGCCAUGGAGAACAUCGACACAGAGAAAAAGGCUGAGGAGAGCCACAGGCAGGACAGCGCAGACCUACUCAUCUUCAUCAUGCUCCUCACCCUCACCAUCCUGACCAUCUGGUUGUUCAAACACCGGCGGUUCAGGUUUCUCCACGAAACCGGACUGGCAAUGAUUUAUGGCUUACUUGUUGGCGUGGUCUUGCGCUACGGCAUCCAUGUUCCUCGGGACAUCAGCAAUGUUACGAUGAGCUGCCACGUUAAUGCCAGCCCAGCCACUCUGCUGAUCAACGUCAGUGGCAAAUUCUAUGAGUACACUCUGAAAGGAGAGAUCAAUGCCAAUGCAGUGGGCGACGUGCAAGAUAAUGAGAUGCUGCGAAAGGUGACCUUUGACCCUGAAGUGUUCUUCAAUAUUCUCCUACCACCUAUCAUCUUCCAUGCUGGUUACAGCUUGAAAAGGAGACACUUUUUCCUUAACAUGGGAUCGAUCCUGGCUUACGCCUUUCUGGGAACAGUUGUUUCUUGUUUUGUUAUUGGGCUGCUGAUGUACGGCUGCGUGGUGCUAAUGAAGCAGGUGGGACAGCUGGGUGGAGACUUCUUCUUCACAGAUUGCCUCUUCUUUGGUGCCAUUGUCUCUGCCACAGACCCUGUGACAGUGCUGGCUAUCUUCAAUGAGCUGCAGGUAGACGUGGAUCUGUAUGCCUUGCUGUUUGGAGAGAGUGUGCUCAACGAUGCAGUGGCCUUGGUGCUUUCCUCGUCUAUAGUUGCAUACCAGCCAGAAGGAAACAACAGUCACACCUUUGAGGUCAUGGCAAUGCUGAACUCUUUUGGGGUUUUCCUUGGAGUUUUCAGCGGCUCCUUUGCUCUGGGAGUGGCCACCGGAGUUGUCACCGCACUCGUGACUAAGUUCACUAAGCUGAGGGAUUUCCAGCUGUUGGAGACGGCUCUGUUCUUCCUCAUGUCAUGGAGCACAUUCCUGCUGGCUGAGGCCUGUGGCUCUACAGGCGUGGUCGCAGUGCUAUUCUGUGGAAUCACUCAGGCCCACUAUACCUACAACAACCUGUCUCCUGAGUCCCAGGACAGGACCAAGCAGCUGUUUGAACUGUUAAAUUUCCUGGCAGAGAACUUCAUUUUCUCCUACAUGGGUUUGACCCUGUUCACCUUCCAGAGCCAUGUCUUCAAUCCCAUGUUCAUCGUUGGAGCUUUUCUGGCAGUGUUCCUUGGAAGAGCUGCUAACAUCUACCCUCUCUCGUUCCUUCUGAAUCUGGGACGACGCAACAAGAUCAGAUCCAACUUCCAGCACAUGAUGAUGUUUGCAGGACUGCGAGGCGCGAUGACCUUCGCCCUGUCCAUCAGGGACACGGCGACAUACGCUCGCCAGAUGAUGUUUUCCACCACUCUGCUCGUGGUCUUCUUUACCGUUUGGAUUUGUGGAGGUGGCACCACUCAGAUGCUGUCCUGCCAGCAUAUCCGUGUGGGGGUGGACUCUGAUCAAGAUAACUCAAUGAGUGUCGUUGAAGGCUCAGAGAGAAGAAGCACCAAACAAGAAAGUGCCUGGCUUUUCAGAAUUUGGUACAACUUCGACCACAACUACCUGAAGCCCAUCCUGACUCACAGUGGCCCCCCUCUCACGGCCACGCUGCCUCCCUGCUGCGGCCCCCUCGCCCGCUUCCUCACCAGUCCUCAGGCCUAUGAGAAUGAGUGCCAGCUCAAAGAUGACGACUCUGACCUCAUCCUGAACGACGGCGAUAUCAGCCUGACCUAUGGCGACAUUACCGUCAGUACAGAUGCCACAGGCGCCCACACCAGUGGCGGCCCAGGCUUUGCUGGUGCUGCCUCCUUUGAUGACUUGGACAGAGAGUUGGCUUAUGGCGAUCAUGAGCUCGUGAUGAGGGGCACACGUCUGGUGCUGCCCAUGGAUGACUCAGAGCCGCCUUUUACAGACCCCCACAACCGCUUGCAGAUGUGAGGAUAGUCCCUCAACGCAGACCCAGACAACCGUCCGACUAUCACUGACCCGAGCCAUCGACCAAUACCCACUCCUUCUUUCACUCUUCCACUUUUUGUUCUCGUACCUUGACGCACUGCUCUCACUUUUUCUUUUUUUUCCCGCACAUAUCCUCACUGUUACAUUUUCUCACUUCCUCUAGUGGCAAAUCACUGUCUCUACCUCAUUCUCGUUCUGCUUGUUUCCACACCUUUUUGGCAUCUGCCAUAAUUGUAAAAUAGUCUUGUUUAUUUGCAGGAUUUUUUGGUAUUCAGUUGAAUCUUAGUUCGGUUGUGUGUCAGUUACCUUACUGUAGCAUUGCACAGAGGUCUAGCAGCAUGUGUUAGUGUGUAAAUGCAAGUAUCGAGCACUAGCUAAUUUGUCGAUGUACAGUAUAUCACAGAGUAUUAUAACUUUGAUAUGCAUGCUGAGGAUGCUUGUUGUUUUCUUUGUAUGGGAGGUCGGGGACUUUGUGUUUUGGGUCUGACCUUGAAUGUUGCUGCCUUGUCUCUGUGCAUCAGAGGCGUGCUGACCCAGUGGACAACUUUACUGUACAUUUUGUCACAAUCAAGUGCCUGGGAAUUGUAGUUGAAAGCCUGGCAACCCAACAGCUCCGGAAAGCAGAGCCAGUUCAGGAUGGGCAGUCAUAGCAGUUGUAGUUUUCCUUUGUAAAAAGAAAAUAAUACUAAAAACUAAACUUACACCUCUGUCCAUAAGGUAGCAAUAUACUCCGUGGGUGUUUGGGCUGUCAGUUUGUGCUAAUUGCUUGUAAAUAGUGUGUAACAAUAUGAGCUGAUGCAGUGUAACCUGGCAGUGAAAGUUGUGGAUCUCUCUCAAUGACCUUUGACUGUGACAUAGAGAGGGACUUUACACCUUAUUUUCGAAGCUGAUGUUGCUCACAGCAGAACAAAGGGCUGUUCUGAAAACGAGAUCCAAAUGAGUUUUAAUGGAGAAAGCUUUGUGCCAUUCUGUCCUGCAUUUUGACAUUUUGUGAAAACUGAAUGCAGACAACCUUAAAGUAUUUUCUAUUAUUUUUGCAACAGAGCUUAAGUACUUUAAGCUGAACCAUAUUUGUCAUACACAUAUAGCUUUGUGCGUACAUUUUCUAUUACGAUUGUGCAUUAAUGUCGAGACUUUGGAUCAAAUUUUCUUAUUAAAUGACCCAAUGACACACACAGGUACAUAAAUUUGACACUAAUGGAACAAAGUACCGUUAUUGGUAGGCACACAAAUGAUUUUGUGAGUAUAAUUUUGGCAAAUCCAAAAUACAUUGUCUGACUUUAUUAGAGCUGCUAUCAGUGAUUUAAAUUUUAUUUAUUUUAUUUAAUCGAUUAAACAAUUUUGUGUGAAAAAUGGCCAUCACAAUUUCCCAGAGCUCAAGUUGACAUAUUUUAAUGUCUGGUUUUGAUGCAUUUUUGCUUUAAAAUAUUAGAUUUACUGAACAAUUAAUCGACUAAUUGUUGUAGCCCUAGAUUUUAUUCAGUGAUGCCAUUAAGCCAGUGAAUAAGACGGAAAGGGCCACCAGAGGACUAUUCUAAUAAAUUCAUCCCUGAAAUGAGCAGAUAUUUUUGUGGUACUGUGGCAGUUCAUCAUUUUGAGGAUUGCUGAAAUAGAACAACAGUAGUUGUUUCCAUGCUGGAUGUUUCUCUCUGCUGUAUGGUUCUUGAUUAAUGGUUCGUGGUUAAACAGGAGUUUGACAGCAUUAAGAUGCAUAAAGUCUUAAAAAUACGUAAUAUUAAAAGGGUACUAGUGAAUGAAUGUGUUACAUUUAACUUGUAGCCCGGAACUGAAGUUUUAGUGAUCUCCUUCGAGUACAGCAGCUGUUAAUGCGGGUUUAACAGGAAGCGUUGACAGGGUGUCACUGUGGCAACACUGUGUUGAUAUGGACAGAAGCCAGGAAACACUCAUAACAUGGCGACGUAGUUUAAUGGUUGUGCGGUUCAUCCUCUCUGUGAGCCAGAGAAGUGCAUGUAUGCAAAAUGGAUGCAAGAGGCUGGUAACAGGGUUAAAGAAGAGAGUGACAGAAAUCGAUGAUAAGAGAGAAAUAUGAGGAUAGUUAGGCCUGUGUGUGUGUGUGUGUGUGUGUGUGUUAGGGAUGAUACAGAGGUGGAAGGAAGAGUCAACAAUUAUCUUCUGCUGUGCAGGAACUUCUUGAAAGUGUUUUUUUAUUAAUCAGACAUGCCUCUUGACACCACACAUCGGCCAGGAAAUGAUUUGUUCUUUCCACCAUUUUAUACAUUUUAUUUGUGUUGUCAUUGAAUUAUAUUUUGUAGAGGGGAAACAAUGAAGUAAAAAAAUGAUUUGCACUCUGUCCACUGAGAAUGUUUUAUUAUUUUGCUAUGAUAUUUGUUUUGUCUAACAGCUGCUUUUCUAUUAUUUACCGUAUGUUUUGGAGGGUUGUGGAAAACUGGGCAAAUUCAUGUCAGUUUAAUGAACCUCGAAUUCAUGUUCAGUAGAAGUUAAGUUGGUUCAUUGAUGUUACUUUGUAAAGAAUUAAUUCCACAUCGCAGCUGAGAGGGAUAAAAGCCCUUUCAUACUGUUGUACCAUCUUAUCAUUUUACCAUUCAGGUACUUUGUAUGUAUGUUCGCAUCAAAGUGCUGUCUGAAUGCUGUUGCCAUGAUGUCUACAGAGCAUGAAUUAUCUUCCACUGAUGGCGAAAAAAUAAAAAAAAUGUAUAUAUACAUGCAGGAUUAUGCGCCACUGUUCUUCAACUGACACAUUAAAUAAUGUGAAAACUGCAAAUGCUGAUAUAGGUUUUGGUGUUUGCCUACUGCUCUGCUGGUAUGUGUUCCCUCUCUGUUCUCUGAAUGGUGACUUGUAAUGGGCUUUGAUCAUUGGAAAUCUUGUCUGAAGUAGCUGACCAAAGAGGCCUGCUGUGCUUUGUGUUUUCAGACAGUCCACUCGAUCUUUAUACUGCAAAUUUUCUCUGUGUGUGAAUGUGCGCCUGCAAGUGCAUAUGAAUGUGUGUACUUGUGUGUGUGUGUGUGUGUGUGUGUGUGUGUGUGUGCGAGCAAAAAGAGAGAAAGGGAGACAAUGUGUUCUCUCUCUCCUUUCCUCCAUGUUGCAGGUAUUGACUGUUUACAUCUGUGUAAAUAUACUCUCACCUGUUCAUGUGCGUGCAACGGUCAAUAAACAGAAGCCUGUGCUUUUGAUUAAA